Molecule: messenger RNA, 1167 nt
Organism: Pseudozyma flocculosa PF-1
Lineage: Eukaryota; Fungi; Basidiomycota; Ustilaginomycetes; Ustilaginales; Ustilaginaceae
Exons: 3
Coding region: 1-1167 (388 amino acids)
Biological process (GO): maturation of LSU-rRNA from tricistronic rRNA transcript (SSU-rRNA, 5.8S rRNA, LSU-rRNA)
Cellular component (GO): nucleolus
Molecular function (GO): RNA binding
Source: RefSeq, a predicted model, not a curated record
AUGGCGCCAGCAAGAAAGGCUGCAGCCGGCAAGGCCUCGGCCGCUGCCACCACGACGGCCGCGGCGACCAAGAAGACGGCCUCCGCCCGCCAAGAAGAAACGCGCGCCAAGACCGACAAGGCGCUGGACGCUGCGGGGGAGCCCAAGAAGAGGCUGCCCAGCAAGGCGGCCGCCAAGGAGCAGGCCGAGGUGACGCACAAGGAGGUCAACGAGCCGACGCCCAAGAAGAAGGCGGCCACCAACGGAAAGAAGCGGGCGAGGGAGGCCGCAGACGAGGACAAGGACGAUGGGUCCGCAGAGGAGGUCCAGGCGGCUGCUUCCCCGGCCGCGGCCAAGAAGGCGGCCACGACGACGUCCAAGAAGCAGCAGCAGAGUGGCAAGGCAAAAGCGGCCGCUGCAGCUGCUCCAGCUUCGGAGGAGGACGAAGCCGCGGAGGCGGCAACAGCGCAAGAAGAGAACGACGAGGAGGACUCAGAGGAGGCGGACGAGGCGCUGGACGAGUCCGAGAUCAUCCGGGGCCUGUCGGACGUGUCGGGCAGCGAUGACGAUGCCGAUUCGUCCGACGAGGAGGACGACGAGGAUGACGUCGAGGCGGGCAAGAAUGCCUCGAUCCUCACCGUCAAGCUGCCCAACGCCAAGGACGACCACAGCGUCAAGCAGCGGCUGGACCGGGUGGCCAAGCGCAAGGUGGCCAACCGGACGGCCGAGGUGCCCGCCACCCUCUACUUUGGCCGCCUGCCGCACGGCUUUCUCGAGGACCAGCUGCGCAGCUACCUGUCGCAGUUUGGCGACGUGCGGAGGCUGCGCGUCAGCCGCAACCGCAAGACGGGCAAGCCCAAGCACUAUGCGUUUGUCGAGUUUGCCGACCGCGACGUGGCGGCGAUUGUGCAGGAGACGAUGAACAACUACCUCAUCGACGGCCACCUGCUCCAGGUGCGCGAGGUGCCAAGGGACAAGAUCCACCCCAAGCUCUGGAUCGGCGCCGACCGCAAGUACCGCCCGGUGCCCGUCGACCGCCUGGAGCGGGUGCGCAGGAGCCAGCCAAAGACGCCCGAGCAGCAGGCCAAGAGGAACCAGAAGCUACUCGAUCGCCAGGAGGCGCGCCGCCAGAACCUCAAGGCCGCCGGCAUCGACUACCAGUUUGAGGGCUACACGAUCGAGGCCUGA